UUAAUAUAUAUUUUGCCCCUUUAUCAUAGGUGUGUCAUCACUGUACGGUAUAAUUGAUUUUUAAUUACUAUUGUUUGACGAGUGUAUAUGACGUAACAAAAUUUAAUAUUAAAUAUUUAAAUAUUUCAAGUUUGCUGUUGAAAUUUCAGGAUUAUUUUUAGGAAAAAGAGGAUACUUUUCCCAUAUAGAAAACAAUAUGGAGUUUUUAAUUUUUCUGAUGCUGAUUGAAUGUGUGGCAUUUAAUAUCAAGCCAGUUUACAGUACAGAAAUAGGUGCCACUUGUAUUUCACAUUGGGAUUGCGAGAGUAAGACGGUUGAUAACCUCAUAUGUGAAUCGAGUGUCUGCGUGUGUGAUACCGGUUACAGACCCGUGGGUACUCUUUGCGAAGCAGUUCUAGACGGGAACUGCACGGUAAAUUCUGACUGUUAUACGUAUUUAAGCACCUCAGUGUGCACGAAUAAUACAUGCAGUUGUACAACUGGGUACAAACCGGACAAUAUUCUAUGCACGGAGGUGCUUGGGAGUGCAUGCACGGCGACCGCUGACUGCGACGUUACGAACUCAAUUUGUUCAAACAAUGUGUGCGCCUGUGCCCCUGGAUAUAGAGAAGGUUUUACCUCUUGUGUGCAAGUUCUAGGCGAGAGCUGUAAGGCGGAGUCUGCAUGUACUACGUAUUAA
Molecule: messenger RNA, 679 nt
Organism: Ruditapes philippinarum (Manila clam)
Lineage: Eukaryota; Metazoa; Mollusca; Bivalvia; Venerida; Veneridae
Product: prion-like-(Q/N-rich) domain-bearing protein 25
Exons: 7
Coding region: 197-679 (160 amino acids)
Source: RefSeq, a predicted model, not a curated record